AUGAUCAAGCGCGCCUUUGCCACAUCGGCCUCAGUCGCUGCUCAGGCCGUCCGCGUGCCCAUCCAAACUUAUGGUAUCGAGGGUAAAUAUGCCUCCUCCUUGUACACUGCUGCCCAUAAGAAGAACGUCUUGGACGCCGUAGACAAGGACCUGCAGAAGGUGAAGGACUUGUACGCCACCAGCAAGGACUUCAAGGUGUGUUUUUUAUUUAUUUUUUCUUGAUUUUAGAUUAAAUGGAAGUUAUCCGAAGCAAGAAGGAGCUUGUCUUCUUUAGCGCUCAAGAAUAUGAGGUUGGGAGUGGUUUUCACUUCUCGUUAGCCAUGUUUUUGGGAUAUUUUUGCUCUUUAUCAAGUGUAAUACCAAUUUCUUUAGACUUUCGUCCAAAACCCAACCUUAAAGAGAAACCAGAAGAAGGCUGCCGUCGAGGCUGUCUUGAAGAAGGUUGGUGUUUCCUCUGAGGUCCAAAACUUCUGCGGUAUGUCUUAUUAUCGAAAAUUUUCUUCGAUUUUUCUGCCUGAACUAACGUUUUUUAUUUUCAGGUGUCUUGGCCGAGAACGGACGUCUGGCCAACCUUCAGGCUGUUAUCAACUCCUUCGAAACGAUCAUGCGCGCUUAUCGCGGAGAAUUGGCUGUUGAUGUUGUUUCUGCCGAAGUAAGUCUUUUGUUUUUUGUUUAUAUUUUAGGUAGUAUCUGCAAUACGGAUCCACAAUCCUCAUUAAUUCUCGUUUCAGAAGCUGAACUCUUCUCAAGAGGCCGCUUUGAAAGACGCUCUCUCCAAGCACGUCAAGGCCGGCCAAAAGUUGACCAUCAACUUCCAAGUGAAGCCCUCAAUCAUUGGAGGUCUUGUGGUGACGAUUGGUGACAGAUACGUCGACCUGUCGGUUGCCUCCAAGAUCAAGAAGCUCUCCGAUGUCGUCAAAACCACUCUCUAA
Bursaphelenchus xylophilus (pine wood nematode) is the source of this 932-nucleotide messenger RNA. The record is from the annotation of a GenBank genome assembly. Lineage: Eukaryota; Metazoa; Nematoda; Chromadorea; Rhabditida; Aphelenchoididae.